AUGACAAGGCUUUUUUUUUGGAUUGUCAGCUAUGACAACAUAUCAUCUAUUUUUGUACAAGCAAGUGAAGCCUACCGAAUCGCGACCAUCUAUAAAUUGGGGGACCCUCACGAAGAAACUGUCAUAUUCGAAAUGUUGAUUCUCACAUUCCUGGCUUGCAUCGUAGCAAAUGUCGCGGCUGAAGACAUUGAGGCGACGCUAAAACCGUAUUAUGAAAAGCUCGAGAAAGCCGUCGAGAAUCAAAACAUUAAGAACGCUGUUAGACUAUAUCAUGGUCAAGCAGUCAUUGUCAAGAAAGACAUGUAUGUUGUAUAUGGGAAAAAAGAGAUUACUAAGGACUACGAGGAUGUCUGGAAGAAGCUAGGUCCACACACUUUCGUGUUGAGCAACCAAACCUAUGAAGGCACCGACGACUACAAAAUCGCUGAAUUCAACUUCGAAAUUUUGAGGAAGCCGGACAGAACGAAAAUUGUUGAAGGAAGAAUGCUCCAUAUCUGGAAGAGACGGGGUGAAAAGUUCUACAUCUAUCAUGAACAAUUUGAACUGAAACAGUAG
Haemonchus placei is the source of this 555-nucleotide messenger RNA. Lineage: Eukaryota; Metazoa; Nematoda; Chromadorea; Rhabditida; Trichostrongylidae. The record is from the annotation of a GenBank genome assembly.